Molecule: messenger RNA, 234 nt
Organism: Daldinia caldariorum
Lineage: Eukaryota; Fungi; Ascomycota; Sordariomycetes; Xylariales; Hypoxylaceae
Exons: 4
Coding region: 1-234 (77 amino acids)
Source: RefSeq, a predicted model, not a curated record
AUGGCUUCAUUCCGUCUACGGCGCGGUCUAGUCAACGCCCCCAACAAGGUGCCCGAGCAACAGCGAUUUUACCAGCGAGCUUACAAACAGCACGUCCGUCUCUGGAGGAUCAGCCCGCGAAGCCCCUACCUACUCGUCCCAUACAACAUUCUUCUCUGGGGCACCGGAGCAGCCACUAUGUACAUGAUGGGACGUAAGAUUCUGGGUUACAACACAUGGUUCGGCAAGUCCUAG